Molecule: messenger RNA, 1362 nt
Organism: Torulaspora globosa
Lineage: Eukaryota; Fungi; Ascomycota; Saccharomycetes; Saccharomycetales; Saccharomycetaceae
Product: DNA-binding transcription factor AFT1
Exons: 1
Coding region: 1-1362 (453 amino acids)
Molecular function (GO): DNA-binding transcription factor activity, RNA polymerase II-specific
Source: RefSeq, a predicted model, not a curated record
AUGAUGAAUUGGGUUUCGAACGAUAGUAGCACGCCGGAUGAGUCUCCGCAGCUGAUGGCGCCGAUAGGCAUGACGGAAGGUUCGGGCUCUGAGCUGACUACAGAGGCGCUGAGGAGCGAUCAGAACAAAUUCAUUCAUUUGGAUCCGAUUCCGGAUUUCAAGGAUCGGUCAGAGAUCAAGCCGUGGUUACAGAAGAUCUUCUAUCCGCAGGGGAUCGAGAUAGUUAUAGAGAGGUCGGAUAGCAUCAAAGUGGUGUUCAAAUGCAAGGCAGCGAAAAGAGGCAAGAACACCAGGGCGAGCGAGCCGGUGGCUGAACAGUUCAGCGUCCCGAGCGAGCCCGUAGAGUCGAAGACGAAGGACAGGAAGAAGAAGAAGCGGAGCGUGUCGCGGUUUAACAUCUGUCCCUUCAGGAUAAGGGCUACGUACUCUUUAAAGAGGAAGAAGUGGAGCAUAGUGGUACUGAAUAACUGCCAUUCACAUCCGUUGAAGUUCAACCCGGAUUCAGAGGAGUAUAGAAAGUUCAAGGAGAAGCUGAGACAGAACAAUGACUGGGAAGCCAUAAAGAAAUUUGAUGAACUGGAGUAUAGGACAAGGUCCAAUUUACCGAUCGAGUCGUCGCCUAUAAGGUGCGAUUGUGGUCUUACCGAAGAGAUUGCGAGCUUCAAUAUAGUGCUACCGAGCACAAAUCACUCUUCUGUGUCUAGCACGCUGGUGAAAAAACCAAAGAAAAAAUCUGGGUUGCGGAAACAGCGCAAGGAGGCUUUCCUCAUGAUGCCUACGCAGCAGCAUCAUCUAGCUAACACGACUCACGUACAGAGCCCCAGCGUUUCCGGGUUCCUUGAUGAUCCUUCCGCGAAUCCGCUUUUCACGACUCCAAUAACAGCCACCGAUGCAUUCACGGAUCUCAACGAGAUAGAUUUCACCAACAUGUUCGACAAAAUGCACCAUAACUCAACUCAUUCACGCGCACAGCAGCGCCACAGUGGCGCCGAGGACGCUUUGAACGUAUUCUCUCCGCUCGCAAUUUCAUCGUUCCAAUAUUGCUCCCCAAGUGGCGACUUGGUACAAUCGCCUGCCCAUCCCCAGGCACCCCCUGCAUCCACCACACAUGGCGGUAUGGACAACGCCGUGGACUUCUCGAUGAAGCCGUUCCUGGACCUGCCAGGGCAUGACUCUUUCACGCCCCCACUGUGCGAAAUCAACGGCAGCAAUGCGUGCCAGGACCACCGGUGCUGCUACUCCGAGCUGAACGCGGAAAGCAGCCCCGCGAGGGAUAUGCUAUCGGGCGAGCUGGACGUCCUAAAAGCCAUAAACGGUGAGCUCAGCGAGCAUCUCACCACCGAGCUGUUCAACCUACAGUAG